Messenger RNA from Stylonychia lemnae, 609 nucleotides. Lineage: Eukaryota; Ciliophora; Spirotrichea; Sporadotrichida; Oxytrichidae. The record is from the annotation of a GenBank genome assembly.
AUGCAGAUUUAAACAUUAGAUCAAUUUCAAGAAGAACUUAUUGACAAUGAAUAUUCAGGUGAUUCUAAGAAGCCUUAAAAAGAUGUCUUGAUAAUUAUGAAGCAUAUAGUCUAUUAAAAAGAAUUUUAGGAAUUGCUUAGUUUUAUGUCUAAGUACAUUUUGAUUGAUUGCUUUUGGACCAACAGAAAAGUUUAUGAUGUUCAAUCCCCAUCUAUACUUUUCUAAAAGUUCAGUGAGAAAGGAUUAUGCGAUGUAGCAAAAAAGAUAUUGUAUGCCUGUAAUUUUAAAAGGCAAAUCUUCAAUUAGUUUGGAAUUAGAGUCAGCAAUUUCAUAAUUUCUAAAAUAUUCUUCAAUUUAAGUGAUGAUCUAGAUGCUCUUGAUAAGUUUAUGAAUCCUCCUGACAUCCAGUUAUUUAUGCUUUGGACAAAAGAUUAAGAUUAAUUUGUUGAUCAGUUUUUCGAUGAUUUGCAUCAAGGCAGUGAAUUGAUCUUAGCAAAAGCAAGAUAAUUAUUUCAGAUAAAAGGUGUUAGAACUUGGUCUGAUAUGUAAAUAUAAUACUUUUUAAUGCAGAGAUAAUUCUAUCUAAGAUAAUAUAAAUCAGAAAUGUGA